UUUGCAGCUGAGGCUCUGAAAUACUGGAGGACACUGCAUCUUCCUCAGGGACACGGACAAGGGGGAGCUGGAGCCUCUGGGGAGCUCAGAAAGGAAUUGCGGUUGGUGGUCGCCUGAGGAACUUACCUUCACACCAAUGUUGCUCUGAAACGAGUUGUGUCCAACAUUCAGGCUUGGUAAGAUGCCUCAGGAACAGUACGCGCACCGGAGCACCAUGCAGACCUCGGAAGGACCCCAGGUAUACAAAGUGGGGAUUUAUGGCUGGAGGAAGAGAUGCCUCUAUUUCUUUGUGCUGCUCCUAAUGAUUUUAAUCCUGGUGAACCUUGCUAUGACCAUCUGGAUUCUGAAGGUUAUGAACUUCACAAUUGAUGGAAUGGGGAACCUGAGAAUCACGGAAAAAGGACUAAAGCUUGAAGGAGAUUCAGAAUUCUUGAAACCUCUCUACGCCAAAGAAAUCCGGUCAAGACCAGGCAACCCACUAUACUUCCAGUCUGCCAGAAAUGUGACAGUGAACAUCCUCAAUGAGAAGACUAAAGUCCUUACUCGCCUUGUAACAGGUCCCCAAGCAGUGGAAGCACACAGCCAAAAAUUUGAGGUGAAAACCCUCGCUGGAAAAUUGCUGUUUUCUGCAGAUGACAACGAAGUGGUGGUUGGAGCAGAGAGAUUGAGAGUUUUAGGAGCAGAAGGCACAGUGUUCCCUAAAUCUAUAGAAACUCCCAAUGUCAGGGCAGACCCCUUCAAGGAACUAAGGCUGGAGUCGCCUACGCGCGCGCUGGUGAUGGAGGCUCCAAAAGGCAUUGAGAUCAACGCCGAGGCCGGCAGCUUGAAAGCCACGUGCAGGACAGAGCUCAAGCUGGAAUCCAAAGACGGAGAGAUAACGUUGAAUUCUGCAAAAAUCAAACUACCUAACUUGCCUCAAGGAUCUUCCUCUUCUGCAGGGUCCAGGCAAAAAAUCUACGAGCUCUGUGUGUGUCCCAACGGGAGGUUGUUUCUGUCUCAGGCAGGCACUAGCUCAACCUGCCAGAUAAAUACAAGCAUCUGCCUUUGAGAGACAAUUUGCAGUGGGGCAUCACAGGCAGCACAAAAGCCAGUUCUGGUCUCACAGAUUGCAGCUGCCAACUAUUUUUACUAGAACACAGAAAGCCUAUCAAAGACUUUUUUUGUGUGUGCGCGCGCGUGUGUGUGAAUAUAUAUAUAUAAAAAAAUAUAUAUAUAAAAUAUAUAUAUAUCCUCUGUGUAAAAUGAUGUUUCAGUACAAGGAAUCCCAGGGUGACCCUGUUACAUUUGUGUAGCAUUUCUCUUUCCCACACCAAAAUUGACUGGUACAAUCUGCUGAAUUGGACUUGAUGCUCCCCUGGACCCUUCCAUAUUAAUACAGUCUAAUGAUCACCCCUCGUUUUUGAUCAUGUUCUCAGACCAAUGGGAUUGCUGGCUGGGCAAGACCCUGGAACCAACAUACAAAGGGAGGGGAAGCAUCUCUGAUGAUUUUUGCACCAUUAAAUCAGUGGCAUGGAAAAAAAAAAACAAAGCACACCACAAAAUAGCCAGAUGAGCUGUACUGAUCCCCUAGAUUGAGCCAAGAUACCUAAGAUUAAAUUACGCUCUUUAAUUUUCACCUGAAGCAUGGCUCCCUGUUGGGAGGCAAGGAUUGCACUUGGCCAAUAGAAAAGUCCAGAUCUUGCUGGAAUAAUCAUGUAUUUUUCUGAAGGGGUGUCAGACUUGGCUGUAUGUGGCCAAGGAUGCCUUGUGCUAUUCAGAUGUCAUUCAUCAUCUCUAACCCUAACCUAAAGUCAUCUCCGUGCUAACGAAACUGGUGUUGCAUUCAGUUCUUGGAAGGAAAAAAACUCUGAACGUUGGACUUAAUAGAAAAAUCCUGAACCUCCUUAGUUAACAGGUGUCCUGGACCACCCUACACAGUCUCCACUGGCACCUUUAAUUUUGAAAAUAUUUGAGAUAUCAUGUGAAGGUUUGAAGAUUUAAGAUUUGGAUAUUACCUACCAAUACCUAUAGAACCAGAGAAAAUUACUUGUUCUACCCAUAGAUACAGAGAAAUUCAUACAAAUUAGAUGUGUAUUGUGAAUGCCAUGCCAGAAUUUUUGUCAUCUUUUUUUUCAGGGUAUACGGUCCAAGGUCACUUAGAUUUGGUGGAGACUGCAAAUAUCAGAGAUGCUGGCAAUGAAACACACUUUUUUUUAAGGAUUUUUUAAAGACUGUGACAAAGCCAGAUUACUGGAAAGCAAGGGCUUUGGGUGCUGCUUCCUCUAGGAUUUGAGCCCCCAAAACUCUGUGGUUGAAUCUCUCCCUGGGUGCAUUUUUGUUUAUUUAAGUCCAGGAGUCACUUACGGGCAGGACAAAACAUGAAAUCUGAUCUGGUAAUAUUACUUCCACAGUUCGAGUUUUGAAAAAUAAAGAGAAGAGCCCAGAUCACUGAAUUCUGACCCAUAAUUGCAUCCACAUGCAUGUAAAAAUCCUUGAAAAACAACUGUACUAAUUACUGCAAAAGCGUCCAAGCCGCAGUAGAUCUCACGAGGACAGCAAGGUUUCCAAGCUACUGAGAUGCUUUGAAAAUAUUACCUCAUGUGCGAAUAUGACAGAUCUAUGCCCAUCCCUAGUGAUAUAUAAGCAAAGCUGGUAUUCGUCAAGAGAUCUUCAAGAAAAACGUAGCUGACAGAAUUAUUUAGAAAUAAUUUACCCCAUUCCUUUUUACAGAUUUUCACGUAUUUUCUUGUGGUCUGGAGAGUACCAGGGUUUGAAUUUUUAUUUUUUUUUUAAUGAACAGUUCUGGCUUAAUCCAAAACUGGCUGGACUCGAAAGAUUUCUAUGAAGUUUAGAUUAGAUAUGUUCCUGCUUAACAAAGCAACACUCCCAUAAAAUUUAUUCCUGAAAGAGGACUGAAUGAUCUGCUUUUAUUUCAGUAAUGUUUUCCGAUUAAUUAAUGAAUUCAAACUAUUUGUUAAUGAAUGAUUCCUCUAAUUGUUAUGUCUUGAGUCAAUGUUUGAAUGCAAAGGGUCACCCAGGAUAACAAUUGUAUUGGGACACAGGACUAUACCAUCUCUGUUCAAAGAGGGGAAUUGUGCCUAUGCCUUAAGUCAAUGCACUCAGCAAGGAGAAGCACAUCAUAUUUAUCAUGUUAUUAAAACUAGUUUAUUUGGGGGGAGGGACAGGAGGUUGUCUUGGGAACUGGUCGUGCAACUUAAAACAGAUAUUAAUGAAAUGCAUUAAGACUGUAGGGGCACCUAGAGUGAUACAGACUUUUUUUUUUACCAUGUUAAAUAUAGCAAAAUACUGUGUGCGUUACCUCUGGGACCACAGCUGAAGUCCCAUUCAUAAUCCUACUUUUACUGUAGAGUUUUUUUCCCUGUUUCAUUUAAUACUGAUCACAAACAUUAGAGCAAGCAUGGCCCAAUUCAUAAACAAAUCCCGUGCGAGCAGUUGUGAAGACAUGUGCUGCAGGAAGUGUACCCUGUACAGAAAACAAGUUGUAUUAACCUCCCCAUCCCUGAGAGGGAUGAUGAGAAAGUCCAGGCUGGACACAGGGACUGACCCAGCAGGGAUGCUCUGUCCUGAUUCCCAUGCUCCGCUCCCAAGAGGCUGGUGGCUCAGUCCUCAUCCCCACACACCCUCUGGGUGCUCUGCUGAGGAUUUCCCUCCCAGUAAAUUAAUUUUGAGUGGCUAGUCUUGCAUGGUGCUGGGCUCUUGGAUGAGGUUGUCGCCUUCUCAUUCAGCCAUUUAUUUUGGUAUGAGUUUCUGCGGGGGAGCUGGUAGGGAUCAACCUUACACAUCACUGCAGAUGCUUCUCUGAGGUGGACAAAGGGUACCUCGAUUACGUCUACAUAAAGGAAUUCUUGUUGCUUCAAUGUUUUUUACAAUCAAGUUUCCAUCUUAAAAAGCAUAAAAUGAGAUGCUGUGAUGAAAGAUGAGAAAUUGUCACUAGAGAGAUUGACCCUGUAUGGCAGCUUGUAAAUCAUUUGAGCCCCACCUGAAUUUUAAGAUAGCUGUUUAGAUGAUGCUGCCUGUGCUUGUGUUGGCCACACAAUGAGUCCCCUCCUGUUCAGUGAGUGGCAAACCAGAGCAAACAAGACUGUGUAUCUGAGAUCCCAGGGGAAAACCAGGCGUUUCGUUUAAAAGGCAGCAUGCAAGGCCAUCCAGCUAGCUCAUGCUUCAUUGUGUGGUGUUGGGUGCUGUGUGGAGUGACUGACUCACCUGUUGGAUGAGGCAAAUGCAUGAGAGUCCUUUUUCCUCCUGCCUUGCCCUCACAGAAAUCCCUCACAGUUGCUGUACCUGUAUGGGUUGGUUUUCCCUCAAUCCAUUUAAACUAGAGCCUCCCUGGCUGGAAUUUCAUCCAUAUGCUCUACCUGCCAUUGAUAAAUUGCCAAAAACAAACAAGGGCUUCUGUAUUUCUUUAUGAAUCGGGCCUGCAAUUCAGUUCAGUUGAGCAUUUGCUCUUUGGGGAGGUGAUGUUUAUCUCAAAGCGGAGUUUAGUUUUACCUCCCAACACUAAGGCGAGGCUGGGGUGGGUGGUGAAUUUGUUUCUGCUGAGCUCAAUGGAAGAGAUGCCAACAACUUCACGACCAGAGCUAGGACAGAAGCUGGACAGGUGAAAAUUCAGGGCACUGACUGCAGUGGAAACACUGCCAGCCCUUGGGGUGGCUGUGGGACCAAACCCUGAUUCAUCACUGGGUGCAACUCUGCUCUGCAGCUGUGAGCAUUAAAACCCCAUUGAAAUGCUAAUCAAGGAACUGUGAAAACUGAAGUCCAUAUACCUUAGGCAACCGUGAGUACUGCAGUUAAAGAUAAAUUCGUUUAUGUAUUGUAACUCUUAACUUUAUAGGGCUUCGGGACCUUGUGAAAUUUGCUUUAGAUGCGACACUUUAGUAAGCAGUCAGGAAGAUGACUGUCAGUGCUCACCUGUACACCAGUACUUUAUCCAUAUGUAGUGUAUGGCUCUUCUGCUGUCACAGGUGUUAGGAUGGUUUUUCUAAAGGAAAAAGACUUUGCCAUUAACAAAAGCAGAGGUCAUACACUGAUUAUACAGCUGUAUCCAUUCUCCCAGUUUCUUUGUGGGUUUUUUUUUUGGUUUGGUUUGGUUGUUUGGUUGUUUGGAGUUUUUUGUGCACUUUUUGAAGUAUAUUACCCAGUAGUCAGUGAAAUGGGUAGCUUGAGAGUACAAAGAAAUGUUAACACUACGGGAAGUCAUCAAAAGGGGAAGACAAUAACUACUAAAAUAUGUAUAAGGCCCCUCAAGGUAUACAUUUUUUAAAAAACAAGCAUGCAUAGAAUGAUUUAUAUCUGUUUCUCUCAGUCAUGUGCUGUCAAACAGCUGUAUUUUGAGAGGGGUUUCUUUUCCUCCUUUUAUCAGAAUAUCACAUAUAUGCACAAACAAUGAAGUUUAAGGCAUAAAUUUAAAAAUAUCAUCUGCCAUAUACAGUAUAGCAAAAUUAUGUCUAAAUAAAAAACCCCUCCAUAGAAAUUUCUCCAAGCUUAAAGAGAGAUUCCUGUGGAGCUUGUGAAGAUGUCAGGUUAGUUCACAUCAUACGACUCUGCAAAUACAGAUGUUCUUAAAGGAAAUUAGCUUUUGUCAUCAUAAGAUGCGCGCUCACAUACACAAAUACAUACAUGUAUAUAUAUAUAUACACACUCACAUACACUUGUUUACAGCAAAAGCCAAUUUUCUUUUUAUUUGUUGCUAUGGCUUUAAAUUUCACAUUGCAAAAGACAGUGAGAAAAAGACCAAAGACUUACAGAAAUUCAUCCCUCCUCUGGUUGCCCUCACACCUGAAAUGCAUUAACUUUAAUGGUGCUUUUUCAAACUGGGCAGGAAAAAUACAGGUUUAUCCCCAAGCUGCAUUUGAUACAGUAAAGUGGCAGGAAAAUUCUAACUUCAUUAAAGGGGAGAAAAGGAAAUAAUGUGAAAAAUCUUUAAAUGUGUGCAGAGAGCAAGGUUACCUGAAAUUUGAAAUGUGAAGAAAUAACCCAGAGCACUAAAAGAUGUCAUCCUGGGCUGAAAGUAUAAAUAAACUAAGUAAAUGCUACUGGCUGUUCGCUUACCUGCACUCGAGCAUUGGCAGAUCAGGAACUCCAGUAGCUGCUCAGUGACGAAGAGUAUCUGUGCUGUAAUGAUUUUUUUUAAAAGUGCAUACAGUAAAACAAAAAAGUUAGAGGUUGUGUUCUUUUUUAUUUAUUUUUGUUAUGGCUGACAUUUUAAAUUUUGAGAUUUCAUCAUCCAGAAUUCACCCAGCAAAUGCAGGGCACAUUCUUGCGAAGCUUUGCCAAGCACUGGAUUGGUGGUUUUUGACUGCAAAAAUACUUAUUUUUAUUGCCAUUGCUGUUGAGGAACACAACCCCGGCAGCAAUUCCAUUUUCCCCAUUUUAACUUUUUUCCUCAGUUCUGAAACUGCUGGGUAAUACUUGGGUAGCCAGUGUCCUGCCACACAUGGGGCUGCGGGCAGGUGGCCAGCGGCCCCCAAACCCCCAUCAUGUCCCUUCUCCAUCUUGCAUACCCCCAAAAACCAAAACCUGCAUGUAGCAGAGGUACUAAGAUGAAAUUUGGGACUUCUAGGGAAAUUCUGCGCUGCAAUUGCGGUGUUUUCACAGCUGAUGUAGCUGAGUUUACGGCUGUGAGUGGAGCAGGGUUAAACACUGACGUGCCGCUGAUAAGAUUAUUCAAUCAAGUGUGGAGUGAAUUAAACAAGGCAGGUAGGAGGGAGAGGGAAGAAAUGGCAAGAGACAUCACCCUAAUCACAGUAAUGCAGCAAACUUCUCUGUUUACACUGUUAUAUUUUAGAUUAAUAACAUCCAUUUUACUAAAUAUGGUAGCAAUUAUGCAUAAUCUUUCAUGGUGCACGGUGGAAUUACUGUCACUGAAACCACUUACAGCUUGGGAUUGUUCAAGAUUGCUAGGGUGUUGUUUCCGUCCACAAAAACCACAGUGGCUUAGAUGGAAAUUACAGUGAAUAGCUUGUAUUUAGAUACUUUUAAGACUGCUAUGGUUGAGAAGCCCACGGCUAUGCACAUACAGCCCUGAGGCUUUCUCAUUUCAGACUCUUGUCCCGCCAUUUGAGCUGUAUUGUGCCGUUGUGAAAAGCAGCACACUUUCUUUAUACAGGAAAAGAUGGAUAUUUAAAGCUGCAGGAUUUUUAUCUGAAGCAAAGACAAAAAUAUAAUGAUAGUGCACCACUGAGAUCUGCCAUCCAAGUCACUUUAAACUAGAGGUGUGAGUCCCUUAAAAAUUAAUUUGCUACAAGUGUAAUUCCUGCAGGAAAGUUAGCACCAGGGUCACUCCCAGGAAAUGUCUCACCUUAUUACAGCCCAAAGCCACACGGUGGCUGGGAUUUUCCACCACCAGCUGGUACCAAUGGGCUGCCUGUUCAGAGGAAGCCAGAUUUCCUUUGAGGCAACUCAUUUCCAUGGAUUGAGUUCUUGUUAGUUUUUCACCAGUAUUAAAAAAUAGGAAGGAUGUGUCCACUGUGAAGCAAUAUGUAACUGUAUGUUUGUCUCGCAUUUAGUUGGCUUAUUCUUUCUGCCAGCAAAAGAAAAUAUCAGAAGGAGGAAUUCGUGCAGGUAUUACAUUUACGUUGUGCCCCACUACCAAAUGCUUUAGGUAAAAACAUGCAGCCUUAGUUAAACAGUCUUUUCUUCUAAGAUUAAAAAGGACUCUUUGGAGCCUUUCAUCAGGUCCUACCCAAAUGGAAAGUCUCACCAUCUCUAACAUAUUUGCCAUUAUAGGAAUAGGCCCACUGCAAAGCAUAGGUCAUGUGCAUCUUUGCAUGUAACAGGAAUUUUAAAUUGCAUUGUACUCUCACAUUUUUGCCUCAUUCAGAAGGCUUAACUACUGAUAGGAGAUAAAGCGUUCUGAAGCCUGCUACUGCUAAAUGCAUUAUCACUUUCUAAAGCAAUGCCGUUUCUUUGGUCUUUUAAAAAUUUCCUCAUAACAGAGUCCUUGAAACAUCUUGAGGCAGGCUCACGCUGGAGAGCAAAAGAAUAAUUAUUUGUGGGAGGUUCUAUUUUUAUCGAAGGCUGGAUUGUAGAUGAAAAAAUGUUGCUGUUAGAGUUUCUCCCACACUUACUUAGCUGCAAACACCAUUACCCCCCCCAACACUACAGCUAGAUUUCUCUAGGGUGGCUGCCUGUGGAGCAAGGAGUUAGUGCCUGCGCUAAGCCAGAGCCUGAUAAUUUUGUCUUCAUCUGGGUCCUCCUCUGGGCUUGUGCACUCAGUAUCGGUGCUAUUAUUGAUGUAGUGGAUAAUGAAUGAAACACUUUGGCAGUAUUAAUGAUUUUACAGAUGACAUGUGUCUGCAGUCUAAGUGGUAUAAAUAACACUGGUGGUUGCUGUUCUGACAAACCUUGGACCACCUUGAAGGCAUCAGCAGUAAUUCCAGAAGGUGCAGCUGAGCAGCUCUUAAAGCCACUGCUGCUUUGUCCUGGUAACACCUGUACAGGAUCCAAGGGGGUGCUGUGGGGAUGGUACCCCAGAAUGCUGCCUCCCCUUGGGACGCCUGUGAGGUGGAGAGGCUGGUGGGUGGCUUUGCACUCUUAUUUAUCUCCACCCCACUGCCAGGUCCUCUGCACUAGAAAUAGCAGCAAGGCAGGACGCCUGCCUUGGGAGUCUGGGCUGGAGCAGUGCAACAGGGCCAUUCACAGCACCACAGCACAGGGGUUCAACUCUGUAGCUGGUGUAGAUCUGGAUUUGGCUCCAUUUAACUCACCAGUAGCCUACAUGACCUGAGAGUUUGGCCCUAAAGGUUUAACAGCUUUCAUGAAAUCAAUAGGAAGAGUUUGGCUGCCCUGUCUAAACCACAGCCUGGGUGCUCCUGGGGGCAGGCUGGGACACGGACCCCUCACACCUCUGGGGUUUCCCUGUCAAGUAGGUGCAGGUAAAGAGCUCAAGCCGCUGCCUGGAAGCGGAGGCAUGUCCAUCCAGCUUGGCUUUUUGUCACCACCACAAACCAUGCUGGAGUUCAGCUGGGGGUUUGGCAGGUAAUGUGUGAAGCAGGUCUCGCCGGGCAGGCACCGGGGGUCUGCCGGUCCCGCUGGUGGCAGGGCAGGGCUGCGCUGUUUGCAGAGUGGCUUGCAUGGGGAAGGUGCUGCUAGAGGGAUUCACUUUCUUGUCCCCCCCGUUUGUGGGUUAGCAGAGAGCACAGAAGUUAAGAUGAACAGAUGUUGCCCUUGCUUAGCAUAGUAAGAGCAUGCCAGAUACCUCAUAAAGAGCAGAUCUGAGCAAUUAUAUACUAUGUUUAUUGAAGAAGGGCUCAGUUGACAGCAUUCGCACCUGGAUUUCUCCCUAGAUCCGAGCUUUUCCUGAGCUGCGACCCAGAUCUCAGUCUGGAGCUGCACUGUGCAGUAGUUUGGGAGCAGGCAAGGGACUGGCCUGCUGGGUCUGACUCAGAUCCCUUUGGCUUUUGGGUUUGGGUUUUUUUGCCCACCUAUUAUUUGAAUUGGUUUCCUUGUGCACAAACGCCAUUAGGGUUGUCGAUAUUAACACAACAAAUGCUCCGUGUAGGUAGACCCAACAGCAAAACAACAUCCGGUGCAAGUCAAAGCAAAACCCCAUUCAUCUACGGCAGCAGCAUAACAGGCAUAAUCCAUAUGCUUAUGCUAUGGCCGUUUUCAUCUGUGAUGGUAAAAUACCUUGUCUGACCUCUACUCUGAUAAUCACCAAUGACCUUGAUUGUGUAAACAGGACAAAAUUAAUUUGAAGUCUUAUCACAGUUCUCAUUAAGAAAUACAGAUUUGUUUUGGCUUUUUUUCUUUUUAAUUUAUGUAUGUGUGUGGUUGUGUGGGAAAAUAUAAAGCUUUUUUUGUAUCAAAUAACAUCAAUCCUUGCACACUCUAUGCAAAAUUUUGUAAGCAUUGCAAUAAUGCUAUGAAUUACACAAGGAACUAUUUUAACUUUAUUACACUUUCUGUAUAAAAAAAUUUGUAUUUAAAUGAUUUCAACUGCAAUCUUGUAAAAUAUAUUAAUAAAAUAAUGAUUGUUAAGAAGGAAA
Molecule: messenger RNA, 9986 nt
Organism: Phalacrocorax carbo (great cormorant)
Lineage: Eukaryota; Metazoa; Chordata; Aves; Suliformes; Phalacrocoracidae
Source: RefSeq, a predicted model, not a curated record